Oryzias latipes (Japanese medaka) is the source of this 4136-nucleotide messenger RNA. It is a transcript of the gene rab11fip4b, whose product is annotated as RAB11 family interacting protein 4 (class II) b. Gene Ontology annotation, biological process: endocytic recycling; regulation of cytokinesis. Lineage: Eukaryota; Metazoa; Chordata; Actinopteri; Beloniformes; Adrianichthyidae. The record is from RefSeq and is a predicted model, not a curated record. Gene Ontology annotation, cellular component: cleavage furrow; midbody; recycling endosome membrane.
AGCAGGAGAGAAGGAGGGGGAGAGGAGGGGCCGUGAAUUCAACAACUGUUGCCCGGACUGAGGUUCUCUGUUUGGGUGGAUCAACCGGCGAGCCAGCGAGCUGCAGAGGAGUGCGUGACUGUGUGAGGGGCGGCUGCUGUGUUUUACAUUUCGCUCGGACGACUAACGUAGCGCCUCGCCUCUCAGAGGGAACACCUGUGCGGAGGGCGGCUCGUCGGAAGACACGCGGGGCCGAGCCCUCGGCAGCAGGCGCGCGUGAAUGACUUCAGUGGAUGAGGACUUGGCCGCUGGAGGCAGGGAACCUGCCGAACAUGGGCUCCCCUCACUAGUUAACGCGGGUGGUGAGGAGAAGCAGAUCUGUCCGGUCAUCAUGAGCACCCUGGCCUAUCCUGACCCCGUCCCUGAGUGCCAGCUGUUCCCCAAAGAGGCAGAAGAGCCCGUGGAGGAAGAAGAGGGCAGGGAGCGGGAAUCUGAUAGAGACAGUGCUGUAGAAAGCACCCAGGGAUCAGACACCUUAGACAGGCUCACCAGACUUGGAGAUAAAGAGGAGACACUGGGGGAAUUGUUUUUCCCCGGGGAGAAGGCUGGGCAGACUAGUAUCUCGGUGACCUCUGACCUUUCGACACGUUCUUCGGCUUCCCUGAACGAGGAGCAGUUUGAGGACUACGGAGAGGGGGAUGACCCAGACUACACUCCCAGCAGCCCCUGUCUGGAGGACGAGACUCGCACCAACGGCUGCUCUGACCUCGGCUCAUCUGUGCCCUCAAGCGCGGGCCAGACACCACGCAAAGUGCGGCACCAUUACGCCGGCGAACUCAUGGAUGUCUACUGUUCACAGUGCAGCAAAAAGGUCAACCAGCUCAAUGACCUGGAGGUUCGCCUCAAACACCUCAGAGCGAACAGUCCCAACAGAAAAAUCUCCAGCACGGCCUUUGGAAGGCAGCUGCUUCACAACAGCAACCUGAGCAGCAGUAACGGAAGCACAGAGGACCUUUUCAGAGACAGCAUUGACUCCUGUGACGUCGACAUCAACGAGAAGGUGAGUUCUCUUGAGAAGAAGGUGGCAGAACUGGAAAAUGAGAUUGUGAUGAAUGGAGAUCUCAAGUCCAGGCUAAAGCAGGAGAAUACACAGCUAGUACACAGAGUUAAUGAACUGGAAGAGCUGCUCAAGGACCAAGAAACCCGAGCAGAACAAACUCUGCAGGAGGAGACACGGAGGCACAGGGAGGCCUACAUCAAGAUGGAGAGGGACAAAAGCACGCACAUAGAACUACUUCACAGUCGGGUAAAGCAGCUGGAAGAUGAAAACAUGGAGAUGUCUCUUAACCUGUGCCGUCUGAAGUCACAGACAGAGAAGCUGGACGAGGAGAAGCAGAGGAUGACCAAUAAGCUGGAGGACACCAGUCUGCGACUGAAGGAUGAAAUGGACCUCUACAGAAAAAUGAUGGACAAACUGAAGCAGAACAGACAGCAGUUCCAGACAGAGAAGGAAGCCAUGCAGGAGCUAAUAGAGGACCUGCGCCGAGAGCUGGAGCAUUUGCAGCUCUUCAAGCUGGAGGCAGAGAAGCCCGGCCGGGGCCGCAGCUCUUCCUCUGGACUCGCAGACCUCAGCUGCAGGACCAGGGAGGUAGAGCUUGAGCACGAGGUCAAGAGACUCAGGCAGUCGUUUACAUCCCAGGACUUUCUUCCCCCUGAAUUCCAUCAGCUGCUGUUAUCUGGGGCUCGGCUCUGCCCCGACGUCAUGGAGAACCACAAACUGAAAGAACAGAACGACGAGCUAAACGGUCAGAUCCUCAGCCUGAGCCUGUUUGAAGCCAAGAACCUGUUUGCCACGCAGACCAAGGCCCAGUCUCUAGCAGCUGAAAUAGAGAAUGCUUCCAGAGACCAGUUGAUGGAUGCCCUAAAGCAGCAGGAGGAAAUCAACAUACGUCUGAGGCAGUACAUGGACAAAAUCAUCCUAUCCAUUCUCGAUCAUAACCCUUCCAUUCUGGAGAUCAAGAACUAACAGCGGAGAACCUGCAGGAAAACGGUUCCUAAUCUCAGGCAAAGUGGGCUUUUUCCAACUGCCUGAUCAGAACCUGCAGGCAAGUCAGGACAGGAACCUGUACAGAUGAAAGACAAGGUGAAGCGGACUCGGUCUCGCCCGUGACUGUUCAGUGCUUGUUGUAUUGGGACUUUACUCUCAAAGGUGAAGUUAAAUCUUCAGUUGAGGUAAAGGGACUUAACCAAUGCUUACUGCCUAAUAGCUUAGAAACUGUAACUGUUCAUCUCAGUCUCCAACUGUAUUCACUCUGUGCUCUGAAAUGUGUUUGUACUACUUUGGUCUAAUGCGAGGAAUUGAUAACUUUUACGCACACAUGACUCGUUUUCAUUUAGAACUGACAGUCAGCGUAUGAAACGGGAUGUGAUAUACUUGAACCUAAAUACUGGAAUACAGUAACAUCUACUGCUGUAAUAAUGGGUGUCUAAUUCAGAAGCAUCUUUUUUUUUUAAAUAUAUGCAUCAACACAUUUUGGAAAGUACAUUAACAUAAGUUAAGAAGCAGACAUGAAGGCGAGAAGGCGAGCCCGCUGCCUGAGCUGCAAACCAAUAUCCAUCGUGGAGGGGUUUUUUUUCAGACUGCACUUAUUUAAACAAACGUGCUUAAGAAGACUGAAGGGGAUGAGGCAGAUUUUAUCAGAAUAAAAUAGAAAUGCAAAACAAUAAACAGCACAAUUGUUGUUGAGGUUAAGUGUGCUGGCGAAAAAGGAAUUUUGUAAAGUCUUUGAAAGUGCGAUGAAGGUGACAACUUUAUUUAUAAUCUUAAUAAGAUGUCUUCCAAGGAACCUUGCAAACAGCACUUGAAGUGUCAAUCAUUACAACAGUGAACCUUUUCACAAAGAAGUGUCCCUUAGUUGGUUAAGACUGCUGCUUUAUGGCACGGACGUGGCAAUCAGGGAGGGUCUUUUAACUGGAACUUCCAUUCUAGGAGCUGGCAAAGCCAGAACUGAAAACUGAUUUUGUAUUUCUGCUGGAGUAAUUGACCCAAACAAUGUUGCACAGAGGAGUCGUGAUAUGAAUGUACUGGAUGUGUGGUGGAUGUACUUUGGACUGAUUGAAAGGCUUUCUGAAGAUCUGUUCUCAGUGAGGUCGACACAGAUUCUGGAUGGAAGCGCGCGAACAGGAGACUAAACCUUUUUUUGGCUAAAAACAUGAUUAAGUGAAACCCAAAUAACUCCCUGAAACUAAUGCUGUAAAUAUCAUGAAUGUACAACUUCACAGUUUAGUUUCUAUAUGAUCAAAAGAUCAUUCAAAAUAAAAAUACAGUCAGAUUUCACAUUAAAACAAAGAAAUCUACAGUAUUCAGGUGUGUAGGAGGGUGGGCAUCUGCUGUAUUAUGUAACUAUUCUUAACCAGUUUUGCGUCCUUGCACAAACAUUUCGUUUUGUUUGCAUGGUCCUUUUCUUUUUCUUCUGUCUGUGCCUUUUCAAGGACAUUCUUCAAGAUUGAGGGUACAUUCUGUCUAUAUGUUUUUGAACUGUAAAUGUACUUUGUAUUCAUGUGCCACUCACUGUUUUUCUCAAACUGGUACUAAAAAAAACUAUUUUGUACUGUUUUAUCAAGAAAAGGCUACCCUUUUAUUGCAUAGAAAGGAAUGCUUUAGCUGUACAGCUCAAUGCUUUAUAUGGUACUCAAGCCAGAUAUGUUUUGUGAGUAAUUAUAACAUUUUUCUCUUUUCAUUGUUUUUUUUGUGUUAGUUUAAAUGCGCUUCUAUUCAUUUCAUUUUAAACUGGCUUUUUACAUCCUGUCAUCCUACUUAUUUACUCACAACUAUAAGCAAUAUUAACUUAUUACAGUACUUUACUGAUUUGUGUUUGGUUUUUCUCCACAAACCUGACCUCUCAGUAGUACUUGGUGCCAUUAAAGAUUUGAAUCAAAUCAAAGGGUACAUCCUGUUGAAAAAAUUAAGUCUCCGACUUCUGUUGCUCUGAAAGGUUUUCAUGAUAAAGUCUAUUUGCCACUUGAAUCUGCAAUAAAAAUUGCUUUUACGGUUCUUCUGUCACAACGGUGUUUGAAUUCUCCCUCUGUUGUGUGGACUGAGGGGGAAGCAGGCGGAGAUAGAUUCUUAUGUUAAUAAAACCAAAAAAGCAACCUGU